Messenger RNA from Copidosoma floridanum, 1708 nucleotides. Its product is annotated as vitellogenin-like. Lineage: Eukaryota; Metazoa; Arthropoda; Insecta; Hymenoptera; Encyrtidae. The record is from RefSeq and is a predicted model, not a curated record.
UCUGUCAAUGGGAUUUACGAAACAACGUAUGAUGUUUCACCAAUGCCCUCUUACUUGAUCUCAAAUCGGCCAGAGCUGGUCCCUCUGCCCCACCUCAAAGGAGAGGGAAAGAUCAUAGAUGUCGUCAAGAACAGGAAUUACUCAAACCCAAAGCAACACAUUGUCUACCGGUUUGGAUCUAAUGGUCAUGAAGGUUGGGAAGCUGGAACUAACCAUAUGGGAAACUUCCUUUCACGCUCGUCACAAAGUCGAAUCAUUCUAUCUGGGAACCUCAAACGCUACACUAUUCAGUCAUCAACAACGACAGAGAAAGUGCUUGUCGCACCUCACCUGCACAAUUCACAAAAAGGUCUCGUAGUAAGUCACAUGAAUCUUACUUUGACAUCAGUCUCCACGGCACAAGGUUCUUCCGAGUCCAUUUCCAACCCAAGGGAAGUUGGUUCAUUGGUCUAUGAAUACGGACAUGAUGCGCGCACUGGAAAAAUGACUAAGGGCAGUAAAGAAAGCUCCUCAAGCAGCUCAUCUGAGAGUGAUUCGUCUGAAAGUAAGGAAAACAAAAUAAUGCAGGUAAUGUUGUCAGCAAACAAGGGAAAGAAAGGCUCUUCGGAAAAGUGGAUGGAAGGAUCUUCUUCCUCUUCUAGCUCUGAGGGCUCAUCGAUUAGCUCUAGUGAAGAAUACCUGCCCAGUCACCCGGAAUCUAUCAAUCAUGCACCAAUUCAUGAAUUCCUUCUUGAAGGUAUGCUUUCUUGGGGAUCACAGAAAAUUAAUUUGGCCCAAGAGAUGAAACGUGUUGCCCGCGAAGUUGGACAGUGGAUUCAAAGACCUGGAGAUGUUCCAGAUGAAAACAUACUGGCUAACUUCAGAAUUCUUUCACGUUUGGUCGGAAGAGCCAGCAGUGAGGAAUUGAAUCAAGCGACCCAGGCCCUUUACAGCGCCCAACCUCCAUACGAACAGAUUAAAGAGAACCGCGGAGAAUCCAAUAAAUAUAAUGCAUGGGUUGCAUUCCGUGAUGCAGUCGCUGAAGCCGGAACUGGACCCGCAUUGGUGACAAUUCGUCAAUGGGUAGAGUCUGAAAAAGUAAAGGGAGAAGAAGCCGCUGAACUUAUCGCCGCUUUGCCGUACACUGCACGUUACCCUAACAAAGAAUACAUGGACUACUUUUUUGACUUCAUCAAGACCGAUAAAGUAAAAAAUAAACAGAAUCUCAACUCCAGUGCACUCAUUGCAUUCAGCUCAUUGGUUAGGAAAUCCCAAGUGGACACAAAAGUCUCCCAUAACCGAUACUCUCUUCACCUGAGUGAAGGAAAGCCGGAGCACAGUCAAGCUGUAGAACAACAAUACAUUCCAUACAUGGAAAAACAAUUGCAGCAGGCCAUUAAAAACGGCGACUCCAUUAAGAUCCAGCAAUACAUCCGUGCCAUUGGUAACACUGCACAUCCCAAGAUCAUGGCAGUCUUCGAGCCGUAUCUCGAAGGCAAGCAACAAAUCUCUAACUUCCAGAGACUCACCAUUAUUGCAUCGUUUGAUGAGUUGACAAGGACUAAUCCUAAACUUGCCCGAAAUGUACUGUACAGGAUUUAUCAGAAUACAGCAGAGGCGCCCGAAAUACGUGUUGCAGCGGUUAUGCAGAUUAUGAAAACCAAUCCUCCAGCCCAGAUGCUCCAGCGUAUGGCUGAGUUCACAAACUAUGAUCACAGUCAUCAGGUCA